AUGAAAUGGAAUCGAAGUCGUACGCAUAAAUCACACAAUUAUCCAUCCCAUCUCCCGAUGUCUACACAAACGUCUAACGUAAACGUCAACGAAGAAAGCGCGAAUCAAAGUCGUACGCAUAAACCACACUAUUAUCCAUCCCAUCUCCCGAUGUCUAAACAAACGUCUGAAGUGAAUGCCAAAGAAGAAAGCGCGAAUCGAAGUCAUGCGCAUAAACCACACAAUUAUCCAUCCCGUCUCCCGAUGUCUACACAAACGUCUAACGUAAACGUCAACGAAGAAAGCGCGAAUCGAAGUCAUACGCAUAAACCACACUAUUAUCCAUCCCAUCUCCCGAUGUCUACACAAACGUCUAAAGUAAAUGUCAACGAAGAAAGCGCGAAUCGAAGUCAUACGCAUAAACCACACAAUUAUCCAUCCCAUCUCCCGAUGUCUACACAAACGUCUAAAGUAAAUGUCAACGAAGAAAGCGCGAAUCGAAGUCAUACGCAUAAACCACACAAUUAUCCAUCCCGUCUCCCGAUGUCUACACAAACGUCUAACGUAAACGUCAACGAAGAAAGCGCGAAUCGAAGUCAUACGCAUAAACCACACAAUUAUCCAUCCCGUCUCCCGAUGUCUACACAAACGUCUAAAGUAAAUUUCAACGAAGAAAGCGCGAAUCGAAGUCGUACGCAUAAACCACACAAUUAUCCAUCCCAUCUCCCGAUGUCUUCAAGAACUUCCAACGUAAAUGUCAAAGCAGAAGAAAGUCCAAGUGAUUUCCCAAUUUCCCAUGUUCAUUCAAAUAGCAAUCAUAUUAAUAGAAUACAAAAUGCAACGGUUAUAUUUUCAAAUAAUCAAAAUGAAAAUCUACAGUCUUUAUGGUUAUCAUCUGUGAUAGUAUCAAGUACAGUGGCCACUCUCAUUUCUACCACUAUUUGUAUUGUAUUAUUUUGUAUAUUCCUUACAGUACGGAAAGUUAAUUACGUCAGAAAUGAUUCACAUUCAUCUGAUACCACAAGUAGCUGA
Molecule: messenger RNA, 1011 nt
Organism: Trichobilharzia szidati
Lineage: Eukaryota; Metazoa; Platyhelminthes; Trematoda; Strigeidida; Schistosomatidae
Source: the annotation of a GenBank genome assembly